UCGUAACAGUCAACACCGUUUCCUUUUUCUUUUCCUUGUCGAGGUAACCGUUCUGUUUCAACUUCCAAUCGCAAAUCAAAGCCAAAAAUGGCCUCCGUUACGCUACACAUACAGUCACCACCACUCAACAACGACGUCGUUUCGCUUCCAAGGAAUCAUUUCCCUGUCGUCACCUUCAAAACAACCUUCUUUGGCUCCUCGUUGACCGCGAACGGGAAACCGCUUUCUCUACCAAAAACCUCUCGAACUCAACCCGUAAUCACUUCUUCUUCUUCUUCUUCUUCUACUACUACUCACACGUUCGAUGUUGUAAUUAUUGGUGCUGGAAUCAUCGGGUUAACUAUUGCCCGGCAGUUCCUCAUCGGGUCGGACCUUUCCGUUGCUGUUGUUGAUAAGGAUGUCCCUUGCUCUGGUGCUACUGGCGCUGGGCAGGGAUACUUGUGGAUGGUGCACAAGGAACCAGAGAGUGACACAUGGGACCUCACAAUGAGAAGCUACAAACUGUGGCAAAUGUUUGCAGAGAAGGUGCGUGCCCAAGGCCUGGAUCCGUUACAAGAAUUAGGUUGGAAACAGACUGGAAGUUUGUUGGUAGGCAGAACUGCCAAAGAGGCGGCAACGUUGAAAAAGAAGGUGAAGAGAUUAUCUGAAGCUGGAUUGAGAGCAGAGUACUUAACAAGUGAUGCUUUGCGAUUAACGGAACCUGAGCUUGAGGUCGGUAAAGAUGGCGGGGCUGCGUUUCUACCCGAUGAUUGUCAAUUGGACGCUCAACGUGCUGUUGCAUUCAUUCAAAAGGCUAAUAGGCAUUUUUCUACAAAAGGGAGAUAUGCGGAGUUCUUUCAUGAUCCAGUGACAAGUUUAUUGAGAUCUGAUAGCAGCAGUGAGGUUGAAGGUGUUCGGACUUUCAAGAAUACAUUGUACAGUAAGAAGGCUGUUAUAGUGGCAGCUGGUUGUUGGAGCGGGUCUUUGGUACAUGAUUUGUUUAGAGAAUCAGAUAUUUUGUUGAAUGUCCCUGUUAAGCCUCGGAAGGGUCACUUGGUUGUCCUUGAGAACUUUAGUUCCUUUAGAUUGGACCAUGGCCUGAUGGAGAUGGGUUAUGUUGAUCAUCUACAUGAUGCUUUAGAUCGCAAAAGUUCACAUUCAGUAAAAGUUGAGGAAGGGCAAACCCCGUCUGUCUCGAUGACGGCCACCAUGGACACAAUGGGAAACCUUGUUCUUGGGAGCAGCCGUCAGUUUACUGGGUAUAGCACUAAAGUGGAUGAGUCCAUUAUUAAUCAUAUAUGGAAGAGGGCUGGAGAGUUCUUUCCCAAACUAAAAGAGCUGCCCCUUGAAGAUUUCACUUUGGAUAGAAAAGUGAGAAUAGGAUUACGCCCUUAUAUGCCUGAUGGGAAGCCAGUGAUUGGGCCUGUGCCUGGUUUGAUGAAUGUGAUCAUCGCAACUGGGCAUGAAGGAGGAGGACUUUCUAUGGCUUUGGGUACUGCUGAAAUGGUUGCUGAUAUGGUGUUGGGCAAUCCUGGAAUUGUUGAUUUGGCAGCAUUUGCACUUCAGGGUCGAUGUUGCUAAUAAAUACCCGUGUUUUUUACAAGAUGGAAGAUGGAAUGGUUGCAUGAUUGGCCGGUAUUUAAUGGUCUGCUGGUUUUCUGGGACAUCUCAAGGUCACAGGAAAUAGUGCUGAAUUUUGGUAGCUGCUGACAUAUUUUGUAUGCCUUUCGUAUAUCUGCUUCUUUAAUUUAUAUUUGUAUUCACUGAACCAUUAGUUUUAUCUUCUAGUUCUUUUUUUUUUC
This is a messenger RNA of Populus nigra (black poplar), 1781 nucleotides long. RefSeq lists its product as uncharacterized. The transcript has 9 exons. Gene Ontology annotation, molecular function: oxidoreductase activity. Bases 88 to 1560 code for a protein of 490 amino acids. Gene Ontology annotation, cellular component: cytoplasm. Lineage: Eukaryota; Viridiplantae; Streptophyta; Magnoliopsida; Malpighiales; Salicaceae. The record is from RefSeq and is a predicted model, not a curated record.